Messenger RNA from Triticum turgidum subsp. durum (durum wheat), 687 nucleotides. Lineage: Eukaryota; Viridiplantae; Streptophyta; Magnoliopsida; Poales; Poaceae. The record is from the annotation of a GenBank genome assembly.
AUGCGGUUGCUGCUCCGCCUCGACGGCGUGCGCGGUGCCCGGGAGUACCGCAGGAGGGUCACGCGGCGCGUGCUCACGCUCCAGGAGGCAGUCGACGCGCUCGAGGCCGCGCCCGCGGUGGUGACCGCCGAUGCGUCAGACGUUCAGGAUGAAGAGGACGAAGUAGAGGAUGGGAUGGAGCCGGAGUUGCCGGUUGAAGAUGACACCGCAGCGGAUCCUCUGGCUAUCGAGACAACCGACACGGCGGCGAUGGAGGUUGAUGCUGUGAGUCCCGUCGUUGUCAACGAGGCCGGCCAGACCGAGACCGAACUGGUCUCCGAAGUGGAGAAGGACUCGGAGGAGGAGGGCGAGUGGGAGAUGGUGGCCACGGGGGACGGCGACGUGUCCACCGACGAGGAGGACCCUGCACCGCUCAAGGCGCUGCAGCAGCAGCAAGAACAGGCACAGGAGGAGAAGAAGACGGUGACCACCGACGGGCUGGACGCAAAGAAGUUGAUGGAGAUGGUGGUGACGCUGUGCGAGCGGAGCGCGCAGGAGUGCGCCCUCAUCGGGGCCCUGGCGAAGCGGGUGGACACGCUGGAGCGCGCCGUCCGGCGAGUGGAGGUGGCCGACCGACGCAGGCGGAGGAACAAGAAGACCAACAAGGAUGGCGAGAAGAACACAACAGCGACUAGAUAUCAUAAAUAG